Messenger RNA from Verruconis gallopava, 2101 nucleotides. RefSeq lists its product as hypothetical. The transcript is spliced from 2 exons. The record is from RefSeq and is a predicted model, not a curated record. Bases 846 to 1781 code for a protein of 311 amino acids. Gene Ontology annotation, molecular function: monoacylglycerol lipase activity. NCBI's taxonomy places the organism in Eukaryota, Fungi, Ascomycota, Dothideomycetes, Venturiales, Sympoventuriaceae.
CACAAACAUCGUUAUCAAAGGUACGAGCAAGCCUCCCUCCAGGCACGAUAACGUUCUCCCCAAUUGCAGUCGCCUCCGGCCCCGGAUCGUCGCUGCUCACCGCUGGUCCUCGCCCUUCGAUUGCUUGAUUUGCUACCGUUGUUUUUGCUUUGCCGCGAUGCUUAGGCUAAUAAACGCGCUCAUCAAGAAGCCGGACAAUGUCAUCGAAGAGAUCGAGCGUCGCUCUUCGGCUUCAAGCGAGGGAGCCGUGAAGGCUGACCAUUUGGCUGUACUGGUUCAUGGGUAGGUUCCAGAGCUUGCGUGAGGGCUACUUGAAAUGAGGCACGCGACCAUUUUUUUGACCUUCUACUGCGAUGCCACAAUCUGCUGUUCAAGUCUCGCAACGAUCCGUGGGUGCCUGAUCACAUAGCAAAAAUUUUGAUUUGUUGACUUUUGACCGUGCUAGACUGUGGGGCUCGCCCUCGCAUUUGUGGUAUCUCACCUCCGCACUGCGCGACCGAUACCCGGAGGACAAGUUACAUAUCCUUGUUGCAAAGCGCAAUUCCGGAAGCUUCACCUACGACGGCAUCGAGUUAGGCGGCGAACGUGUGACACAAGAGAUCGAGCAGAAGCUGGAAGAGCUGGCACGAAAUGGGCAGCACAUCAAGAAGAUCAGCGUCAUAGGCUAUUCGCUGGGUGGGCUGGUGGCACGGUAUGCGAUCGGCUUGCUGCACAGCAAGGGUUGGUUUGAAAAGUUGGAGCCAGUCAACUUUACGACAUUCGCAACACCCCACCUAGGUGUUCGGACACCCUUGUUGGGCUAUCACAACCACCUGUGGAAUGUGCUGGGUGCUCGCCUCCUGUCCAUGAGCGGGAGACAGCUGUUCACGAUCGACUCCUUUCGGGAUACAGGCAGGCCGCUUCUCUCUGUGCUGGCGGAUCCAGACUCCAUCUUUAUUCAGGCACUGGCCAAGUUCAAGCACCGCAGCCUCUACUGCAACAUUGUGAACGACAGGACGGCCGUUUACUAUACGACCGGAAUAUCGAAGACCGAUCCCUUCGUGGACCUCAAGGGCAUCAAGGUCAACUAUCUAAAAGGCUAUGAACCAGUCAUUCUUGAUCCGGACAAUCCUGUCUCGCCAAAGGAGCCCGAAAUCCCCGCUACCUUUGGCCAGAGACUUGCCACGGGGGCUUCCGACUCGCUCUACAGGAUUCCGUUUGCGAUAUUCAUCGUUUUGUUCAUGGUCAUCGGUGUCCCUGCGUUCCUGAUGACGUCGGUCAUCCAGUCCUUCAGAAGCAGCAGGCGAAUACGCUUGCACCUCGAGGGCAAGGCGGGGAUAAGCGCGGAGCAGUACAAAGUGCCCUUGCUGGUUUCCAUGGUGCAGGAAGCGCGCCAGACCGCAGAGGACAUUUUCGAAAACGUGAAUCAAGCCCAGUCGCAAGAAUAUCUUCCAGCAUCGAGCGAGGAGGUCGCCUUAGAGGAUGGCUCAAUGAGCCCCACUACUAGUCCCGUCAUCUCUCCACGACACAAAUCAAACCGCUCCGUCUCGAGUGUAUCUGAAAAGGGUCUGGAGAGCGACGCUGCAGAUGCUCCUGCUGCCGUGGAGAUGCCGACACUGGCUCUCACGCCGAAGCAGUUCGCUAUGAUACAGGCCCUCGACGAUGUCGGCUUCAAGAAGUACCCCGUUUGGAUUCACGCCGCGCGACACAGUCACGCCGCGAUCAUAGUACGGAUGAACAGAGAGACCUUCCACGAAGGCAAACUCGUCGUCAAGCACUGGGUGAACGAGUUCGAGAUCUGAUGUCCUACCAUCCUCAAGUCCCCGACAAUACAAAAAAAAAAAAAAACAUCUGGGCUGGCUUUCUGCACGUGUACCCCAAAGCAUGGCGUGGGUGGAUACAGUGUUCAAGCGAGCAUUUUGGUGGCCAUGUCGCUUUCAUUUCAGCCGUUGCAAUGCCUCGACAGGCGUUUGCAACGGAAUCUUUUGCUGAACGUGUUGUUCUUCUCUCCUGCUUCGCUUUUCCACGUUUGAUGAGUUCAUGAGGUGUGUACGUGGCGGGCUUUUUUUUUUCUUUGCGUGCGGUGAGCGUUUAAAUAUCCUAGAUAGCGUUUCGACCUGAU